This is a messenger RNA of Pseudogymnoascus verrucosus, 450 nucleotides long. RefSeq lists its product as uncharacterized. Lineage: Eukaryota; Fungi; Ascomycota; Leotiomycetes; Thelebolales; Thelebolaceae. The transcript is spliced from 2 exons. The record is from RefSeq and is a predicted model, not a curated record. The coding region runs from base 1 to 450 and encodes 149 amino acids.
AUGGCCUCUACCGCGGCCACGGCCGUGUCCGCGAUAUUCGCGGUAAGGACGACAAUAAUUCUCACGAUGGUUAUCACGAAGUUCGGCAUUGUGGUGACGGGCCUCAGCAGCACGUGCCUCGCGCGCUUCUUCCACGUUCUAGGAAGGCCCGAAGAUCAGGCGAUAGGUCACGGAGAUCAGGCGAUAGGUCACGGACAUCCUCAUGGCUACGGCGCUCGCGGGAACGGCCACGGUCUUGAUGGCGCUGUGACCCGGGUCCGGCGACUGUUGGGCCACAGAGGGUCUGGAGGCAGGAAUCCAUAUUUGGCAGAUAAGUGGCCAUCCUUCCAACCUGAUGACGGGCCGACUUCUUCUGCGCGUAUCAAAACUCUGCGAGCUGGUGCUCCCAGCGCCGCAGCUAGAACCUCCAAGUCAGAUGAUAGCCCAGUAUCACCAGCCGUGACACUCUGA